Hypomesus transpacificus is the source of this 6520-nucleotide messenger RNA. It is a transcript of the gene nrg1, whose product is annotated as neuregulin 1. NCBI's taxonomy places the organism in Eukaryota, Metazoa, Chordata, Actinopteri, Osmeriformes, Osmeridae. Gene Ontology annotation, biological process: nervous system development; activation of transmembrane receptor protein tyrosine kinase activity; intracellular signal transduction. The coding region runs from base 1917 to 4088 and encodes 723 amino acids. The transcript is spliced from 9 exons. The record is from RefSeq and is a predicted model, not a curated record. Gene Ontology annotation, molecular function: protein tyrosine kinase activator activity; chemorepellent activity.
AAUGGAUCUUGCUGAUUUAGAAGCGGCGUUUGGAUUCCCUUUGGAAAGAGACUUUAAAUGCUAAAGAAUUUUGGAUAAAAGACUCUUCCAAGCACAAUCCCUGUUUAGACUGGAUCAAGGGCUGGAUUGUCAGAGAUGUUACCUUUUCAAUCAGCAAGGCAUAAACAUGGUCAAUUCAUUCAGUGACAAAGGAAAAUCAUUGCACCAGUUGUGAAUUUGCCUCUACUGAAUUGUCCAUCAACUGAUUAAACCGUAUCUCAGGGUGAUAAUUAUUGUAACUAGAUAAUGAUGACACUACAACGUCCUACUUGCUUCCUUUAAUAGAAAGUGCGUAAACAUUUUCACUUAACUCUGCAUAAUGUGUAUAGCGCAUGUAUCAAUUUCCAUUAUAACCCACUGGCUUUACUUAUGGCAAUAUAUAUAUUUUUUGAAAGGACAUUCAUUUUUUACUCAUUUGUAACAUGAAGGCUGGGAUUAAAUACAAUAUUGUUUGCUUUUCAAUAGGAUGUUGAGACUUCUUCUCACUCUAUACACUUUAAGGAAUCUGUUACUCAUCCAAUAUUUAUGUUUAGUCGAUGAUGCUUCUGGACAGCCUUAACAGUUUCUCUCUUUCUUGAGUCAGCACCACAUAACACAACAGUACAUGUGAUUUUAAAAGCAAUUUAAAGAGACAGACUUAACAUGUAAAAGCCUAACUGUUGGAUGUGAAUGUCUACACACAACCAAGUAAAAAAAAAAAUCUGUUUUUAAUGGGAGAUUGGUUAUGCAGUAGUUGUACAACAUUUUUAACUAUUGUUUUUCAAACAUCUCUUUCCAUAAAUGGAGACGUAUAAGUGGAACCGUAAAACAAUAGCUCAAUCCUCUUUAGGCGGCUCAUAUGUCUGUUUCACUGGCUCCCACCCCUUGACAAAAACACACCCUUUUUGUAUUUGCAUAAUCAAUGGUCCAGUGAGUGAGCAAGAGAGUGGGAGAAGAAAGAGAGAGGCCGAGCCGUCUGCUCGCCUGUGAUUCGUUGCCAGUCCACCUAAUUGGAUCAAGAAUGAACUUGCUUAGCUGUGUGCUUUUGUGUUCAGACUGGGAGCAGCCGGGGAAGAGACCAUGGACAUGCCAAAUGGUGCGUAAAGAGUGUCAUUGAGAAAGACCUAGGGAGAAGCAGAUAAAGACAGUGGAGUAAAGAAAGCUAAAGGGAAGAGGAGGGGCGAGUGAGAGAAGGGGGGGGGGAAAGGGGGAGGAUCCUGACUUUGUUCUUCCGUGUUGUUGCGAGCGUCUCGUCUCUCUCUCUUUCUGCGCUAAUGAUCGGGCACUGUUGAGAGGAAGGGCACCUGCAGUUCCCAGAUGAUUCAGCCUCUCCUGGCUACCUCUUACGUGACACAUACAGACAGCAUGUUGCUCCUGCCACUGCAGUGCCUGCCUGCUCUGUCCCCAUUUCUGCCUCUAAUGCAGCUGCAACUUGCCCAUCGCCUUCUCACGACAAUCCACUCAGCUCCAAGUCCUCAGGUGAGUGAGCACACUAUUGCCAAUUCCACCCUGGGACCACAACUAAACUGGACCAUGAAAGAUAAUUAAAAGGAGAAGGAACACUUUAUAUUACUGGUUACGUUUUUGCUUUCUUCCCUGCGCUCAGAAUUAUAUGUUUGUUUUCCCGGACUUGGUUUGUGCUUGUGUUUCACAUGUGAAUUCUGAGGGGGAACGUGUCCGACACGGAAGUCUUGUAUGUUGGCUUUCCACACAUCCGUUAACAAGGUUAUCGCACCGCCCUGGAGAGUAUCCUCCUCCCAGUUUCCCUCCCCCGACCAACAACCACACUGCGAUCUGAUAAUGGAGAACAUGUUUUACAAAACCUGCAGCAGUGUAAUGCUUUGAGUUACGAGUCCAGGAGUCCAGAAAGCCUGCAUCCGAGAGCAAGAGGGUGAAGGAUGACUGAAGGAGUGGAGGAUUCCUCCUCCGGGCUGGUCAUUCCACCAGGAGCAGCGUCUCCAAGUGGCUCCACUGCCAUUGAUCCUGGACGAGUUCCCCAGGAGACGCCAGAGGAGGCGGUGGCAGGUGGCGAGGCUGAUGAUGAGGGCGGAGAGAGAAACAUAGACGGUGGCAACACAGAAAGAAGGGGGCCCCUGGGAUUGCUUGGCUUGGCGGGGUCCUGCUGUGUGUGUGUAGAGAUGGAACAGUUGCGCAGUUGCCUGCAUUCUGAGAAGAUCUGCAUCCUUCCCAUCCUGGCCUGCCUCCUGAGCCUGGCUCUCUGCACCGCUGGCCUAAAGUGGGUAUUUGUGGACAAGAUAUUUGAAUACGAGCCACCCACACACCUGGAUCCCAAACGUAUGGGACAGGACCCCAUCAUUUUUGCUGAACCAACGCAAGGAUUCCCUGUGUCCUUGCCCCACCCAUCCUCUACCCCAGGUCCAACCACAACCUUUACGACCACAGGACAACCUGAGGUCUUAAUAGAGGGGAAACCUACAGGAGUACCCUUUCUACACAAGUUUUCCCAGGUGACCCCUACCUCUGCAUUGAUGUAUCACACUAACCUGCCCAUACAGACUGAGACCCUUACCACCCCAAAACCAGUGAAAAAGGGAGCACCAACCUCUAACCAUCAACCCACUCUGGAAUCUAAUGACAUUGUCCCUAAGCUUUCUGCCACCAGCACCACCCCUGCAGCAAAGACCUCCAGUCAUGUGACUCGUUGCAGCGACAGCCAUCAGAACUACUGCGUGAAUGGAGGCGAGUGCUUCACCCUGGAGGUCAUCCCUGGAAGCACAAAGUUCCUCUGCAGGUGCCCAAAUGAAUUUACUGGUGAUCGCUGCCAAAACUACGUAAUGGCCAGCUUUUACAAACAUCUUGGGAUUGAAUUUAUGGAAGCUGAGGAGCUGUAUCAGAAACGUGUAUUAACUAUAACAGGAAUCUGCAUUGCACUCCUAGUGGUUGGAAUCAUGUGUGUGGUUGCCUACUGCAAAACAAAAAAGCAGAGGAAAAAGCUCCAUGAUCGUUUGAGGCAAAGCUUACGAAAUGAUAGAAAAAGCAUGACCAAUGGACCUCAAAUUCCUAACACUCCUCUUGAAAAUGUUCAGCUUGUAAAUCAGUACACGUCAAAAAAAGCAAUGCCUGCGCAUAAUGUAAUCGAAAAGGAAACGGAAACAUCCUUCUCCACAAGCCAAUAUACGUCAUCAGCUCAUCAAUCACCAAUGGUCACUCACACCACCAGUCAAAGCUGGAGUAAUGGCCAAAGCGGGAGUGUUCUCUCCGACAGUCGGGCCAUCUUAGUGAUGUCAUCGGUCGAGAGCAGUCUGCACGCUACACCGAGCCGCCGGGGUCGUCUGAAUGCCACGGGUGGCGCCAGAGACCUGAGUGCCUACCUAAAGAACUUGAGACACUCUCCGGGCUCCUGCAGAGACUCACCAUACAGCGAGAGAUACAUCUCAACCAUGACGAGCCCAAACUGUUCGCCUCCGGUGGAUAUUGCAUCCCCUGUUACCCCAGGGUCUCCUCCCUCCGAGGUGUCAGCACCAUUGUCCAGCCUGGCUACCUCUGUUCCCUCUGUGGCAGUCAGCCCCUCAGGCGAGGAGGAACGCCCCCUGCUUUUUGCCAUCCCUCCAAGAUCUAAAGAAAAUUUGACACGCGAAGACCACAGUCAAUACAAGAGGAUCUCUGCUCACUAUAACCACGGCCAUGAGACCCACAGCCCCCCACCCAGGAUUGUUGAGCAUGAUAAAUAUGAGUCCACACAGGAGUAUGUGACCACCACCAUUAACAUGGCCUAUUUUCCUGCGCAGAGUAUUCCAAAGAAACUGGAAAAAACCAACAACAACAACGGCCAGAGAGCAAAAAGAACAAUGGCAAAUGGCCACGUGGACCACAAAAUGGAGUCCAACAGCAGCAGUUGUGGUAGUUCAGAAAGUGAGACAGAGGAUGAGCGUGUGGGAGAAGACACACCCUUCCUGAGCAUACAGAUCCCUGUGGCUGUGACUCUGGAUACUGCCCUCAGGCCCACAGACAGCAGCAGGACUAACCCAGCCCUACAACUUUCCCCACAGGAUGACCUGCAAGCCAGAUUGUCCUGUGUCAUCGUAAACCAAGAUCCAAUUGCUGUGUGAAGUGAAAAUUAGAUAUGGCUUAGAAAUACUUAAAUCGAUCAAAAGAAUACAGAGUCACUACCAUACCUUUAUUUUCUAUCAAUUACAUAGGGGGAAAUCAUUUUAAAAAUGAAUAAAAACUGUUAUUUUAGCGAUGUCGUAAAUAAGGUUUUAUAAAAAAUAAAAAAAAUUACAAAUUUGUUCACAUCAUGGAAGAGUGCCAUACACAUAGUAUGUAGAAAUGGGUCACAGUAUUUCAGUGGAUAAAAUGAUCAACGGUGCCUUUAAUUUCAGUAUGGUGUGCCUAAGGGAACUGCAUCACUGGGCCAUAUAUUCAUGACUUUCAUCUUCCACUUGACAUUUCUACUAGAAAAGAUAGUACUCACGGUAAGAUCCUGUCAGAAAUAUUAAUCUUUAUCAAGUAUUGCAGUCAGUCGGUGAAGAAGUCAAGAAAGUUUAUUGCUUGCGGCCGGCUUGCAGGGAGACAAAAUCAUUGUGAUACAAUGUUGUCUGUUAGCUUGUGUGCUAGUUAACCAUUUAAACGAAACCGCUUUCCAGUCAUAGGUUCAUACACAGGCGUGCAACUGUCACAUGGCUCUCCUUUCAUUGUCUCCCUUGCAUAGAUCUUGCGCGCACGUGUGCGUGUGCGUUUUCGUCAUCAACCCUAGUUGAAACACAAAAGAAGCUGAAUCUCUGGGUCUGGUGUCAUAGAAGCUCCUAUCUCCUUUAAACACAUAAGCUCCCAAACAUCCUCUAUUCUUAGUCUAUAACAAAUGCUCCCCCUCCCCCAGGUCAACUAAGAUAAGGGUCCAGUGUAUUUAUGUAAGCCUAGAGUUAACUUAGGAGUAGCUUCUCUCUACACAUGGAAUGUUGAACACAUUAUUAUUUUUAUACAGGAUAAAAGGUUAAAUUUUCAACUUUUCUGACAGACCCAUACAACAAUAUAUUCUGGAAUCUGUCAAUGCUUAUUUGUUUUCAGUUAUGUGGAAUUCAUCCGCGUAUGACUUAAGUGUUUACCUCUCAAAGUAAAAAGAAAUGCUGAUGUUGCUACACAUAUUUUAAUUUGCUACACAUUGUUUGCUACAAUAGUUCUUGAAUAAGAUAAUAAAGAGGUUAGGUACAGACUUUCCUGAUGGAUUUGGAUCACACUAUUGUCUCAUGGCUGUCUGUGUAAAAUACCAUCAAUUGGUGUUUGAUCCUUUUUUUCACACUAGAAGCACCGUAUUAAAUGCCAUUAGUUGCCACUAAAUAACCUAUAUUUAAGUCUAAAUAGAAGGGAAAUGAUGAAUGAACAAUAUGAAUAUAUGGCUCACUUUGUCAACACAUCUAUGGGUUUGUAAGUAAUGCAUUGUGGGGAUUGAAGAUACAGUAUAGAACCAUUUUAGGAUACAAUACAGGUAGUAAAAGUCUUAAGUGUUUAUAGUUGUCUUAUAUUUGUCUUUCCAGAUUUCACGUUACAAUAUCCAAAGUGUUCUUUUUGUGUUUGUAUGCAUUUUGUUUAGCCACGUUUGUGUAAAAGUUAUGUGUAAUAUCCUAAACAUUUACCUGUUUUGUUUUCAUAUAUUAUAUCCCAAGGAUACGUCAAGUCAUAGAAUACAUGAACUCAGACUGUCACUGUUGAUUGAUAACCACAAUAAAUAUGAACAAAACACGUUUUCUUUCCAAACAUAUAUUUUUUUGUGGCAUUUCAACCAAUAUAUUACAAUGGUAAAAAACAAAAACGUACACAUUUUAAUCAGACUCUGUCCCAGUCUUCUCAUUACGAGGCAUUUUUGCCCCUUAAGUUUUACAAUGGCCCAAAGGAAAUUAAAAUAAUUUUGUAUUUAUGUUAUUUAUUUAUUUAUUGUUUAUUUAUUUUGUGGGCCUUAUGUUGUAAUUUAAUUAUAUAUUAUAUAUUUGAAUCAGCGUUGAAAAAUUUAGGUUAUUUUGAAUUUAUAACUUUUGUAUGUGCUGUGUUUUUCUGUCCCAAUUUGCCUUUAUAUGCUCUUGUCUUCAGUGUGGGGUCAACUACGCUACCUUUGGUAACCAAACCUGUUAUUCAACACUAUAAAUAAUUGGAAUGAUUAUAACAUGCAUACAUAGAAAUUAAAAACUAGUGCAAUUAUGGGUAGUGAUUAUUUAGUUGACUAAUAACUAGAAUAUCUUGUGUCAAGCUUUAGCCUGGCAUACCCCAUGAUGCAUUGCUUUAAAACCAAGGUGUGUCUUCAAUUUCUGUAAAUAAUUCAUGAAAACCUUUAGUGCUUUAGGUUUUUAUUUGAAAUAUUAAAUAAAUUUUUGUGCUUGAGCUUUACCUCAGCCUUUGCCAAAACCUACACCAUACAGUUUCCUUUUCAGCACGUGUAUGUCUCAAAAACAAUGUGACUUCAAGAUGACUAAAAUUGUGCUGAUACUGUACAGUACCCAGGUAUGAAAACAGUAACAACAAAAAAAGUCAAAUAAAGGUGAUAACAACA